UGAGUCUGUCCUGAAUCCUCCAGAGAGGAGGGAGGAAACAAGGAGGGCGAGAAGGAGAGGCUUAAUGGGGUGUGGGGGUGCUGAUUUCAGCCCUGUAGCGUCAGGAUUGCGUCAAUUCGUGUUGCAGCCCCGUCUGGAGUCUCAGAGACCAGCGUUUCAGAAGAGCCAAAACAGGAACAGCGGUGGCAAAUCACUGUGCGAGGGCGAGGGCGAGCGGACCUCCCUCUUUGCCUCCUCCCUGUUCCAGGCGCAGGUCCCCUGGGCUUGGCGCUGUUGUUUUCAGCACUCCGGAAAGCCGGCGCUUCAGAUCCAGGCAAGUGAAUCAAACCAGGGAGUUUUCCGUUCAGAACCUCGGACAGAGCACGCAGCAAAAAAUGGCUCCGAUCUCUACCAACCGGGAAGAUUUUGAUGAAAUCCCUAUGGUGGUGGGGAUCUUCAGUGCAUUUGGCCUCGUCUUCACAGUCUCUCUCUUUGCAUGGAUUUGCUGUCAGAGAAAAUCAUCCAAGUCUAACAAGACUCCUCCAUACAAAUUUGUGCACGUGCUAAAAGGAGUUGAUAUUUAUCCUGAAAACCUAAAUAGCAAAAAGAAGUUUGGAGGAGAUGACAAACAUGAAAUAAAGAAUAAGCCUGCUGUGCCAAAGAAUUCAUUGCAUCUUGAUCUAGAGAAGAGAGAUCUCAAUGGCAACUUUCCCAAAACAAACCUCAAAGCUGGCAGCAAUUCUGAGCUGGAGAACGGGACCCCAAAGCUCUUUUCGGAAGGAGAAAAAGAGGCAAUUUCUCCUGACAGCUUAAAGUCUAGCACUUCCCUUACUUUGGAAGAGAAACAAGAGAAGCUCGGUACCCUCUAUUUCUCCUUAGAGUACAACUUUGAGAAGAAGGCUUUUGUAGUGAACAUCAAGGAGGCCUGUGGUCUGCCAGCCAUGGAUGAACAGUCUAUGACCUCUGACCCUUACAUCAAAAUGACGAUCCUCCCAGAGAAGAAGCAUAAAGUGAAAACCAGAGUGCUAAGAAAGACCUUGGAUCCAGCGUUUGAUGAGACCUUCACAUUCUAUGGAAUCCCCUACACCCAGAUCCAAGAGUUGGCCUUGCAUUUCACUAUAUUGAGCUUUGACAGGUUUUCAAGAGAUGAUAUCAUUGGAGAAGUCCUUAUUCCUCUUUCAGGAAUCGAAUUGUCUGAUGGAAAAAUGUUAAUGAACAGAGAGAUCAUCAAGAGAAAUGUUAGGAAGUCUUCUGGACGGGGCGAGUUGUUGAUUUCUCUCUGCUAUCAGUCUACUACAAAUACUCUCACUGUGGUUGUCCUGAAAGCUCGACAUCUGCCUAAAUCUGACGUGUCUGGACUUUCAGAUCCCUAUGUCAAAGUGAACCUGUACCAUGCCAAAAAGAGAAUCUCCAAAAAGAAGACUCAUGUGAAGAAGUGCACCCCCAAUGCAGUAUUUAAUGAACUAUUUGUCUUUGAUAUUCCUUGUGAGGGGCUUGAAGAUAUAAGUGUUGAAUUUCUGGUUUUGGAUUCCGAAAGGGGGUCCCGAAAUGAGAUAAUUGGGCGGUUGAUCCUGGGUGCAUCAGCAGAAGGAACCGGUGGGGAACACUGGAAGGAGAUUUGCGACUUCCCCAGGAGACAGAUUGCCAAGUGGCAUAUGCUCUGUGAUGGUUAGCAGCCUAGCCAUGAGUUGGAACUUGAGGAUUUUUACUAGGCAAGGAGGAUUUUUCUUUCUUACAUGUGAUUGUAAGCUUGUGACAUACAAGCUGCUCUUUUUUGUUUGUUUAGAAAUGGAUUGACAUUGUAGACCAGAAAGUAACUAUAAAUGUGUAUCGUGAUGAUUUCCCCCUUUAUUAGAGAAGUUGGAUAAAUUUUCAUAAGAUAUUCAAUUUCCACUACAGAUUACCAAUGAUAUAAACAGGUAUAGGUUAACUUUUUAUGAACACUGUACCAUAAUCCAAAGACCUGGUAAUACUUCAGAAAUGAGUAUGUCACUGGAAGUCUGAGGGAUUAAGAUUUAAAAGAUCAUAAACAUGCCUUUUCUUAUGAAAAUUAAUCAAUUUUUCUUCAAGUUGGGGAAAUAGUUUUCUUUAAAUCCAAAGAUACUAAAGAAAUGUUCUCUAGUUUGUUUUUAUUAAUGAUGUCAUGUGCAAACAAUUGUCCUGCAUAUAAAAAUAUUUGGUCAUUUUUCUUUAGUCUGUAAUUAUUUAAUACAAUUUCAUCAUUAGAGAAGAAACUUAUUAUUCCUUUCAAAAUGACAGUGAAUAGGAUGAGAAAUCAUUUUCUCAAAGGGCUGAGUUGAGAACACUGUGGCUGAAAUUUGAUCCCCCCCCAAGGUUACAUGUGAGUCAAAAUGUAAAAUAUAACCUCACAUAAAACCCAUGGCCUUGUAUUAUUCACUGCCUAUCACAAGUCUCAGCGUGGCCUAAGAAAUUCUUGUUUACUUUUGUGAAGUUGUCAAAUUAGCUAGUCGAUAAAGAAAUAAAUUUCAGCUAGAAAUUCAUUUAGAAACACUGUUUUCUUGUAGGAAAUAUGUACAGUGUGCAAGUAUAAUUUUAAGGCCAUCCUUUGUACCUAGAGUGGGCAUGGCCAUGUAAGUUUUUGUUUAAUUUACUCUCCUGGAGAAAAGACUAAGCUGUUUGAAAAAGAAAAAAAAGAAGCAGUAAUGAAAGAAAAACCCAUUAUGUGUUAAACAUUGCCAUAUUGAAACCAACAAAGACUAAAAAUUAAAGAGUAAGCCUAACAUAAUUUCCAUAUGUUCACAACAUAUACCAGUACUUAAGGCUGUGAAAUUAGCACAAGAAAGUGUGGUUUUCACUAUCUUUUCUACACUAACUUGUCUUGUGCUGUUGUGUAUAAGACAGUUAAGACUUGUAUGUUGUACUGUUUUCCAGUGCCAAGGAUCAUUCAAAACCUAUUAGAGGGAAGCAGUACCCUGUGAUUAUUUGGAAAGUAUUAAUUAAAGAUGAUGUCACUAUAUUUGUGUUUUUAGAGAAGUAUGAGUAAAACUCGGGUACAGCUGAAUUAUUAAAUAUGCAAGAAUAAAGUCUACUGAAAAAUUUACAUUUCAAGUCAGGUUUUGUGUCAGUACUUUAACAGUUUUUGAGAAUGUGUUUGAUAUCACAGUGUUUGUAAAUUCUAUGAAAAUGCAUUUUCCUAACAACUUAUACAUGCUUUUUAUGACUAUGCCUAGUGUAAAGAAAAUGUAUUACAUUCUAUGUGUACAAAGAUUGAAAAUCAACUUCUUUUUGUGCUUUUUGAUGACUUUGGGAUUAAAAAAUGAAUAUUCCCCAGUUAUGGUCUUCAUUCCACUUCAAAGUCAUCUCACAGCAUCUUGAUUUGCUCAGCACUUCUGUGAAAACAACAUAAAUGGACUGUAGUUCAGUGGACUUUGGAGAAGUCAAAUGGCCUUUCUAGCUAUGUAUGCUUGGGAUCAUAGGCCAUAGAAAUAAUAUAUUUUGGGCCUCUGUAAAGUUAUGAGGUGUCAGUUGUAAGAACCCUACAUAACAGCCAGAGGUUAAUGGUGGUACCAGGUGUGUCAUGUUUAUCAGAAGGGGGUGAUUUUGUUUUUUAAACUGGAACAACAAAACCAACAACACAUACUUUUAAAAUUACAAUGAGUAAUUUGUAAAUAGUUUUUAGUUUUAAUAUUUCAAGUGUUUUGAAUGUGAAAAGUGAAGUAAAACUGUUUGAAAUUGGUUUUAAGAAAAGAGAGGAGAAAAGCAAGAAAGUUAUUAGAACAGGCAGGGAGAUUCGCAAUCUUGUCAUUUCUGAAAAUUGUACUGUUUUAUAAUCUAUUACAAUAUCAGUGUGAAUAUCUUGAAUUCUGUUACAAAUCCUGCACUGUAUUGACAUGUAGAUUAACCGUUUGUUUGAUUAGCCAAUCUGACCACCCUAAUGGGGAGGUUUCCAUGUUGAAGAACUGUGUAACUCAGUAACUGACUUGUUCUGUUGUUAUAGCUCAAUAGAAGUGACUUGGAAGAAAGCAUGGUGUAAAUGAUGGUGUCUGUUCUUUUGUGCCAGCUCUGUAUGAUGUUUGUAAGACCAUGUUUGUAAGACAUGAAUAAAUUGCUGCUUUUGCCCAACCCA
Messenger RNA from Heterocephalus glaber (naked mole-rat), 4066 nucleotides. RefSeq names its product synaptotagmin 4 (gene Syt4). Lineage: Eukaryota; Metazoa; Chordata; Mammalia; Rodentia; Bathyergidae. The record is from RefSeq and is a predicted model, not a curated record. Gene Ontology annotation, biological process: calcium ion-regulated exocytosis of neurotransmitter; vesicle fusion. Gene Ontology annotation, molecular function: SNARE binding; calcium-dependent phospholipid binding; phosphatidylserine binding. Gene Ontology annotation, cellular component: plasma membrane; synapse; exocytic vesicle.